AUGAGCACUACCACUUCCAAGUCUAAAGUGGACGCCACUAAGAAAAGCAAGGCGUCGUCGAGCGCGAAAAAUGCCAGCUCGAGCGGUGGCGGCGGUGGGGUCACGAACCUAGGGCCUUCGUUUGACCCCUUCGACACUUCCGACCCCUUUGGCGGACCCUCUGGGCCCGGGACGCCCUCCCUCGAGUCGAGCGUUGGUAGCAAGUCGGACAAGAUCCAUAUCCGUCUCCAGCAGCGAAAUGGCCGAAAAACGCUCACGACCGUCCAGGGCCUGCCGGAGAAGUAUGACCCCAAGAAGCUCCUCAAGGCCAUGAAGAAGGAAUUCGCGUGCAACGGCACGGUCGUCUCCUCGGCCGACUCAGAGGACGAGGACGACGCGGCGGCCGCUGGGGGCGAGGGCGAGACGGCGCAGUCGGCGGCGGCGUCCGCCAAGCCCAAGAGCGGCGCGGCGGGCAAGGCGGAUUUCGGACAGGUGUUGCAGUUCCAGGGGGACCAGAGGGUGGGCGUCAAGGAGUUCUUGGUCAAGGCCGGGCUGUACUCGGAGAAGGAGGCCAAGGAUAAGAUCGUCAUCCACGGUUACUAG
This is a messenger RNA of Dioszegia hungarica, 582 nucleotides long. RefSeq names its product translation initiation factor SUI1-domain-containing protein. The record is from RefSeq and is a predicted model, not a curated record. Bases 1 to 582 code for a protein of 193 amino acids. Gene Ontology annotation, biological process: translational initiation. Gene Ontology annotation, molecular function: translation initiation factor activity; RNA binding; ribosomal small subunit binding. Gene Ontology annotation, cellular component: eukaryotic 43S preinitiation complex. NCBI's taxonomy places the organism in Eukaryota, Fungi, Basidiomycota, Tremellomycetes, Tremellales, Bulleribasidiaceae. The transcript is spliced from 5 exons.